This is a messenger RNA of Episyrphus balteatus (marmalade hoverfly), 1840 nucleotides long. Its product is annotated as facilitated trehalose transporter Tret1-like. The transcript is spliced from 5 exons. The coding region runs from base 57 to 1712 and encodes 551 amino acids. The record is from RefSeq and is a predicted model, not a curated record. Lineage: Eukaryota; Metazoa; Arthropoda; Insecta; Diptera; Syrphidae. Gene Ontology annotation, biological process: transmembrane transport. Gene Ontology annotation, cellular component: membrane. Gene Ontology annotation, molecular function: transmembrane transporter activity.
AGGCACUUGGUAUUACAUUUUGUCAAAAUCGGUGAUACAAUUCCAAAAUUGCUGUAAUGCCUAUGUGCUACCCAUGUGUAUCAAAAUUUGAUAGCUGUUACGCUUAUAAGCCUCAUAAACUAAAAAUGACCAACAAUAACAGUGAAGUGCCGAAGAUCAUUCGGAGGGUUUCCCUUAAACCACAAAUUGUAUCUGGAAUGGAUAAACCUCCUAAAUCGAUUCCAUUGGGUGACCAAUCUAAAGCUGUUUUAAGACAACAACUUAUGGUCGUUUUAAUAAACAUGGGCUUGCUAGUUGGUGGAAUGAGUUUGGCCUUACCAGCUGUUACACUCAAUCAACUCACAGAUCCAAAUGGAGAACUUCGUUUUGACAAAUCUCAAGCAUCUUGGUUUGCUUCAGCCAGUUCGAUAGCUUGUCCAAUUGGUUCAUUUUUGAGUGCUGUGAUGAUCGAUAGACUUGGAAGAAAAAUGACAAUAUCUAUCACUAACGUUAUAGCUAUUAUUUCAUGGGCUUUAAUGGGUUUUCAAAUAAGUCAAGAUCGGGAAUUGAUAUUUAUCCAGUUGAUUAUUUCUCGAUUUAUUUCUGGAAUUGCUACGGGGAUGGGAGUUUCACCAGCUGGUGUUUAUGGAGCUGAAGUAUGUUUGCCAAGGCUUCGAGCAAGACUCACUAUGGUGAUAUCAAUGGCGGUUGCUGCUGGAGUAUUGUUUAUUUAUACUGUUGGAUAUUUCAUACGAAGUGACUGGAGGCUUAUUGGAAUUAUACUUUUUGGAUACCAAGUUGUCUGUUUCCUCCUAUUGUUUUUGGUGAAAGAAACUCCUGGUUGGUUGCUAUUUAAAGGGCGAUCUGAAGAAGCUGAGUCUUCUUUAUCCUACUUCAGAGGGCUUGAUGAAGGGCAAAUUCAUGAAGAAGUAGAAACAGAAUUUGAAAUACACAAAAAAACUAUCCAACUCAAGGCCGGAGAGAAAAAAGAAUCGUUGCUAAAAUCACUUCGUCUACCCGAAGUUCGAAAGCCUUUCAUUCUAUCCAUUGUCUUCUUUACUAUGCAGCAAUUUUCAGGAACUUUUGUUGUCAUUGUGUACGCCGUUCAAAUUCUCAACAAAGCUGGUGUACUUUUAGAUCCAUUUUUGUGUGCAGUUUAUCUUGGAAUAGUACGAUUUUUCGUUGCCACAUUCGUUAUGACAUGGGAAUUGGAAAAAUGGGGUCGUAAAACAGUUGGAAUAUUUUCAGCUUCAUGCAUGGCUUGUUGCAUGUUACUGUUAGCUGGUUCAAGUUGGUUUACUUGGUUACAAGAACCUCUACUUCCAGCAGCAGUUAUGAUUAUUUUUGUAUUUGCAUCAGCUGGAUUAUGGGCUUUACCUUUCUUGAUACUUCCUGAAAUUUUUCCACAAAAAGUUCGUGGUACUGCUUGUGGAAUGUCAGUUGGAAUAGCUUAUACAAUGUCAUUUUGUGCGAUAAAAUCAUAUUAUUGGAUGGUCGAUUUGAUGGGAAAUGGAAAUGUUUUUGCAUUCUAUUGCACAAUGGCCAUACUGACAGCAUUGUUUAUAUUGUUCUGUAUUCCAGAGACUAAGGGAAAGACUUUUUUGGAAAUUGAAGAACGUUUUCGAAUUGGAAAGAAGGGUAUUCGAGAAAAGGAAAUGGAUGUAGAAAUGAAAGAAGUUUUCAUACAGAAAAAUGUAGAAAAUGGACAAACGAAAGUUGAAGAAGAUAAUUGAAAAUAUUUUUCAAUAGACCUUAAGUAUUGUAAUUAUAUUUCAUCACUCAUUUAAUUUGUAUAUAAUAAGAUUAGAGUUAAAGUUUAUUUAUGUUAUACUCACGUCAAAAGUUUGCAACUUCUGUUGGU